AUGGCGUUCGCAUCCUCCGUUGAGACUCUGCGGCCAUGCAUGGGGCCCGUGUCUCCCGUAUCUCCCCCAACAGCCACGGCCCCCAAGAGGCGCCCUGGAAGCGCCGGCCCCAGCUCCAUCAAAGACCGCACCGUAGUCGUCUUUGACUGGGACGACACGCUGUGUCCCAGCUCCUGGCUGCACGCGCAGGAUCUGCUACCGAAGUACCGCGGACACCAGAUCUCCGUCACACCUGAACAGCGCGAGGUACUCACGCUCAUCGGCGCGCACGUCGCGCGUCUAUUACAGAAGGCGGUAGCGUACGGUCCUGUGUUCGUCGUGACUGCAGCCGAGUACGGCUGGGUCGAAAUGUCCGCCGCGCUGUACAUGCCGGCCGUACAGAGCGUGCUGGCGCUUUCCGACGUACACAUCGUGUCCGCGCGCAGCUGGUACGAACAGAACUUUGGUCUCGGCGGCGACUCGGCGACCUGGAAGCAGGAGGUCAUGCAGCUUAUUGCGCGCAAGUGCUUUGCAGCCGCAGCGCAGGACACGAGCUCACGAACAUACAGGGAACCCGUUGGCCCACAGGAUGCCUACUUUAACUUCCUCUCGAUCGGCGACUCGAUGGCAGAACGGGACGCAUGUUUCGCAGCCGUCCAGAACGUAUGUCGCACGUUCGCUAAAACGCUCAAGUUUGUCGAGCACCCGAACGCUGAGGAGGUGCUGCAGCAGGUGGAACUCACGCACGACUCGUUCGAGCAAAUGUGCGGCUGGGAUAAUAACCUCGACCUGCGGCUGUCCCGCGCGCAGUUAGCUGAACUGCGCGGAUCGCCUAUUUAA
This is a messenger RNA of Phytophthora nicotianae INRA-310, 819 nucleotides long. RefSeq lists its product as hypothetical. NCBI's taxonomy places the organism in Eukaryota, Oomycota, Peronosporomycetes, Peronosporales, Peronosporaceae. The coding region runs from base 1 to 819 and encodes 272 amino acids. The record is from RefSeq and is a predicted model, not a curated record. The transcript has a single exon.